Zygosaccharomyces rouxii is the source of this 279-nucleotide messenger RNA. It is a transcript of the gene MRP35, whose product is annotated as mitochondrial 54S ribosomal protein bL35m. The transcript has a single exon. Gene Ontology annotation, biological process: translation. Gene Ontology annotation, cellular component: large ribosomal subunit; ribosome. The coding region runs from base 1 to 279 and encodes 92 amino acids. The record is from RefSeq and is a predicted model, not a curated record. NCBI's taxonomy places the organism in Eukaryota, Fungi, Ascomycota, Saccharomycetes, Saccharomycetales, Saccharomycetaceae. Gene Ontology annotation, molecular function: structural constituent of ribosome.
AUGUUCUUUAAUUCUAUCGUAGGAUUGGGCUCAAGGAGUGCGUUCGCCAGUUUUGGCGGAUUCAACAGUUCGUCACUUGUCUUUACUAGAAAUUUGAUGAAGACUCACAAGGGAACUGCUAAAAGAUGGAAGAAGACUGCUGAUGGAUUUAAAAGAGGUAAAGCAGGUAGAAACCAUGGUAAUGUCGGUUGGUCUCGUAGGUCUUUAAAAGUUCUCAGUGGAAAGACUCCUGCUCACGAAUCUCAUAUACAACGUCUAAGAAGGCUAUUACCAUAUUAA